AUGUUCGACGAGGCCGAGCCGGCCCCGGCACCGCAGCCGUCCUGGUGGCAGCGCCUACUGCGCCGCAAGCCCGCGCCCACCGGGCUGGACCUGCCACGCCCCGGCAUCAGACCCAGGCGGGCUCACGACAUGCUGCGCCAGGCCCUCGACACGGCAGUGCGCGACGGCGCCGCGCAACUGCAGGGGCGCCCCGUGGCACACAUCCACAUCAGCAGCCGCCUGCCCGAGAUCGACGUGACGCUGCGCGACAUGAUGCCGCCGCGCGUCUCAGACGCCGCGCAGUCCGUGGCCGACAUGCUGCGCCCCCUGGGCGUGGCCUGCCGGCCCGGCGUGCAACUGGACUACUGCUUCGAGCCUCAUCCCGACCCCGACGCCACGCGAACAGUGCUGGAUGCCGACGUUCGUGUGCGCCUGAGUGCCCAUCCCGGCUCCGAGCAUGCUGAACCCGCGCCAGGCGGCGCCACGGCCAUGCCCUUUUUCCCGCAGCAGGGCACCGCCAUGCCGGACCUGGCCCAGCGGUGCGCUCGGCGCGACCACCUUCGUCGCCGCGCUCGAUGCACGCCGCCAGGCCGCGGACGCCGCCGCCUGCACGCCGUGGAAGCUGGUGCGCGACUUCACCGGCCAGGACCACCUCGCCGCGCCGGUCGGCGCCCUGCUCUAUGCCGACCUGGCCCAGCGGCUGCUGCCCGUGGCCUUCGCCGGCGCGGACCGCUCGCUGGCGCUCGAGAACGUCUGGACACGCGACUGGCCGCGCAGCCUGGCCCGCCAGUGCGCGCCGAAAGACGCCGCCCGCCCCAACCCCUGGGGCGAGCCCAUGACGGCACUGCACAACCGCGCCACCGAGGCCGAAUGGCUGCCGCUGCUGGCGCUGAACACGACCGCCCUGGCGCGCGGCCAGCGCGUCUACCAGAGCGACUUCGUGCUGCCCGGCGGCGACGGGCUGGACCUGCUCGACCCCUCCCUCGGCCUGGACGUCGAUCGCCUCACGCUGGCGCAGGCCGUGCACAACAGCGCGCGCUUCCCCUACAUCAGCCCGGCCGCGGCCGUCGUCUUCAAGGAGGCACACCGGGACGAGGACGCGGGCGACGUCGGCCGUGUGUGGGACCGCCUGGGCGACGGCGGCUACGUGGAAGCCAGCGGGACGCUGACGCUGACCGACCUGCUGCGCGACCUGGAGGCCAGCGGCCGGCUGCGUGA
Messenger RNA from Ostertagia ostertagi, 1197 nucleotides. The record is from the annotation of a GenBank genome assembly. Lineage: Eukaryota; Metazoa; Nematoda; Chromadorea; Rhabditida; Trichostrongylidae.